UUCACUUAUUAUGGAUUCGAGUGAAGAACAAUAAAAAAUUUAACUAGUUGUCAUUGGGGAUGGCAAUGUUGGUAAGACCUGUAUACUGUUGAGGUAAUUAUUAAUUGGAUUAUAGUUACACAACUGAUAAAUUUCCAACUGAGUAUGUCCCCACAGUUUUUGAGAAUUACAUUACAUCUGUUAAUAUUAAUGGUAAGUAAAUAAAUUUGAGCCUCUGGGAUACUGCUGGUCAAGAAACUUAUGAUAGAAUAAGAACACUUUCAUACUAAUAGAGUGAUGUAUUUUUAAUUGUGUUUUCUGUCAUCGAUAAAUCUUCAUUUGAAAAUGCAAAAUCCAAGUGGUAUCCAGAAUUGAAUGUUGAAAACUUAAAAAAUAUACCAAAACUUAUUGUGGGUAAUAAGAUUGAUUGUAGAAAUGAAACAAAUGAAAAUCAUUUAUAAUUUGAAGAAGUAAGAGCCAACUUAAUUUGUUUAGGUAUAAAAUGAAUUAAAAAAAUAAAACAUAACUUAUAAAGAAUGUUCAGCAUUAACUUAAGAAGGAUUGAAAGAUUUAUUUGAAGAUGCUAUAAGACUAGGAUACGAAUAUAAAUAAUCGUUAAUUUAAGUUCCAAAAUAAAAAGAUUAAAAAAACCAAUAAGAUGAAGGUUGUUGUUGCAAAACUUUUUGAAAUAGAC
This is a messenger RNA of Paramecium sonneborni, 673 nucleotides long. The record is from the annotation of a GenBank genome assembly. NCBI's taxonomy places the organism in Eukaryota, Ciliophora, Oligohymenophorea, Peniculida, Parameciidae.